AUGAGCACAUCCCACCGCAAGAACCGUGAACUGAGAGACGUCGAGAAGCGUGAAGCUGCCACUGCGCUACAAGACUGCCUAUCCAAGGGCAAACUACCGCACGGCACCAGCAAGGCGGCGGUCGAGCGCUUUCAACUCUACCGUAGCACAGUCUGCCAAUUUUGGAGCCGCUAUAAGGAUGGGAUAACAAAGAAUCUCAAAGUUGGUCGCGUUGGCCCCAAGAAGCACUACACCAAGGAGGAAAUCGUCGCACUGAUUCGAGCCGUUCCACGAAACCAGCGCUACACUAUCAGAGAGCACUCACAAGCAACUGGCAUGUCAACAAUCACACUCAGCCGCGCUCUCAAGAAUGGUGAUUUUCAACGUCGCUUAUCUCGACUGAAACCGCUUCUCACCAACGCCAACAAGCACGAACGCCUAGCCUACUGCGGUGCUCUUGUCGUCCUGACCCACGACGCCAUCAACGCUUUCCGCGGUGUAGCCCAAGAAGAACCGUCAAGUUCCGGCGAAGCCGGAUUCUUGUAG
This is a messenger RNA of Aphanomyces invadans, 525 nucleotides long. RefSeq lists its product as hypothetical. The coding region runs from base 1 to 525 and encodes 174 amino acids. Gene Ontology annotation, biological process: DNA integration; DNA transposition. Gene Ontology annotation, molecular function: DNA binding. The record is from RefSeq and is a predicted model, not a curated record. The transcript has a single exon. Lineage: Eukaryota; Oomycota; Saprolegniomycetes; Saprolegniales; Verrucalvaceae.